AUGAACGCAUUCCUCGCCUCAGCUCUCGUGGCUUUGUCCCUUAUCCAGAUCACCAUCGCUGGUUGUCCCCAAAUGCCGACUGGAGUCGUUGCAACUAACAUUGGAGGCAAGUAUUCUCACUCAUCAGUCGGAGGUUCCUGCCCGGAGACGGCCACGUGCUAUACCAAGAACAAAGUAGAGGCGUGUUACGUUGUGACGUCAACUCCGGCAUGCCCGAGAUUCCCCGCUGGAUCGAAGGCUCAGAGCAUUGGCCCUGCUCUUGCUGAAACGUGUUUUAUUGGUCAAUGCUACUACAAGAAUGGCUAUUCUGAUUGCUACAUG
Messenger RNA from Mesorhabditis belari, 321 nucleotides. Lineage: Eukaryota; Metazoa; Nematoda; Chromadorea; Rhabditida; Rhabditidae. The record is from the annotation of a GenBank genome assembly.